GGUGGGCAAUGGGCAAAUUGAUCUGGACCGGGCAAGCUGAACCUAGUGUCAGAGCAGCAGUAGAUUGGCAACUAAGCUUCAAGGAAUAAGUGAUUAUUGUGUUUGGUUUAUAUCAGAAAUUGUGCUGUAAAAAGUGUGUCAAAAAGUGAAAAUGGAGUUUAAACGGACACUUCUGCUUACGAUGCUGACAACAUCAUCUUUCUUCCUGCAUGUGUCGGCAAGCUUCAUUUGCCCAAAGUAUGACACUUCACGACAGUUAUCUUCUCUAUACGCAAUGCCUCACAGCCAAACGGGCUAUGUGACAUGUGUUGGAAGGAUCAAAAUCGCUGCCCACUGUCCGGAGGGAUCGGUGUGGAGUGAUGCAGUGAAAACAUGCGUUCGACAAUACUCCUCCUCGGGAGUUCAGGAGCGAACGAGACGAGAUACCGCAAUAGAAACAGUGACCACAUGUGCAACGGUUUGCCCGCAAGUGUUCGAUCCGAGGAAGCUUGUGCUUGUGGAGCAUAGUUCUUGUACGAAAUAUAAUCUGUGCGUUCUUGGGCUGAUGCUGACUGUAUCGUGCCCGAAUGAUUUGCGGUUCAAUAAGGAGCGGUGUGAAUGUGAUUUCAAGGAAAAGGUUUAUUGUGAAGGUGAAGAUCCCGUGACGACAACAGUGGAUUAUUCAUCAACCACCGAUGCGACGACAGUUUAUGAUUCAACAACAAAAGAUUCCACAACAGAAGAGUCUACCACUGAAGUCGCAACAUCCGAGUCAACGACAGAAGAUUCUACAACAGAAGAAUCUACUACUGAGGUCGCAACAUCCGAGUCAACGACAGAAGAGUCCACUACAGAAGAGGCUACCACUGAGGUGAUAGUAUCCGAGUCCACGACAGAAGAUUCUACAACUGAAGAAUCUACCACUGAAGUCGCAACAUCCGAGUCUACGACGGAGGAUUCGACAACAGAGGAGUCCACCACUGAGGUGACAGUAUCCGAGUCCACGACAGAAGAUUCGACAACAGAAGAAUCUACCACUCAAGUCGCAACAUCCGAGUCUACGACGGAGGAUUCUACAACAGCAGAAUCUACCACUGAGGUCGCAACAUCCGAGUCAACGACAGAAGAGUCCACUACAGAAGAGUCUACCACUGAGGUGACAGAUUCGACAACAGAAGAAUCUACCACUGAAGUCGCAACAUCCGAGUCUACGACGGAGGAUUCUACAACAGAAGAGGCUACCACUGAAGUUACAGUAUCCGAGUCUACUACGGAGGAUUCUACAACUGAAGAAUCUACCACUGAGGUCGUAACAUCCGAGUCAACGACGGAGGAUUCUACAACAGAAGAGUCUACCACUGAGGUCGCAACAUCCGAGUCUACGACGGAGGAUUCUACAACAGAAGAGGCUACCACUGAAGUUACAGUAUCCGAGUCUACUACGGAGGAUUCUACAACUGAAGAAUCUACCACUAAGGUCGCAACAUCCGCGUCAACGACAGAAGAGUCCACUACAGAAGAGUCUACCACUGAGGUGACAGUAUCUGAGUCCACGACAGAAGAUUCUACAACUGAAGAAUCUACUACUGAAGCCGCAACAUCCGAGUCAACGACGGAGGAUUCGACAACAGAAGAGGCUACCACUGAAGUUACAGUAUCCGAGUCUACUACGGAGGAUUCUACAACUGAAGAAUCUACCACUGAGGUCGCAACAUCCGAUUCAACGACAGAAGAGUCCACUACAGAAGAGUCUACCACUGAGGUGACAGUAUCCGAGUCCACGACAGAAGAUUCUAUAACUGAAGAAUCUACCACUGAAGCCGCAACAUCCGAGUCUACGACGGAGGAUUCUACAACAGAAGAGGCUACCACUGAAGUUACAGUAUCCGAGUCUACUACGGAGGAUUCUACAACAGAAGAGGCUACCACUGAAGUUACAAUAUCCGAGUCUACUACGGAGGAUUCUACAACUGAAGAAUCUACUACUGAAGCCGCAACAUCCGAGUCAACGACGGAGGAUUCGACAACAGAAGAGGCUACCACUGAAGUUACAGUAUCCGAGUCUACUACGGAGGAUUCUACAACUGAAGAAUCUACCACUGAGGUCGCAACAUCCGAUUCUACGACGGAGGAUUCGAUAACAGAGGAGUCCACCACUGAGGUGACAGUAUCCGAGUCCACGACAGAAGAUUCUACAACUGAAGAAUCUACCACUGAAGCCGCAACAUCCGAGUCAACGACGGAGGAUUCGACAACAGAAGAGGCUACCACUGAAGUUACAGUAUCCGAGUCUACUACGGAGGAUUCUACAACUGAAGAAUCUACCACUGAGGUCGCAACAUCCGAUUCAACGACAGAAGAGUCCACUACAGAAGAGUCUACCACUGAGGUGACAGUAUCCGAGUCCACGACAGAAGAUUCUAUAACUGAAGAAUCUACUACUGAAGCCGCAACAUCCGAGUCUACGACGGAGGAUUCUACAACAGAAGAGGCUACCACUGAAGUUACAGUAUCCGAGUCUACUACGGAGGAUUCGAUAACAGAGGAGUCCACCACUGAGGUGACAGUAUCCGAGUCCACGACAGAAGAUUUUACAACUGAAGAAUCUACUACUGAAGCCGCAACAUCCGAGUCAACGACGGAGGAUUCGACAACAGAAGAGGCUACCACUGAAGUCGCAACAUCCGAGUCUACGACGGAGGAUUCUACAACAGAAGAGGCUACCACUGAAGUUACAGUAUCCGAGUCUACUACGGAGGAUUCUACAACUGAAGAAUCUACUACUGAAGCCGCAACAUCCGAGUCAACGACGGAGGAUUCGACAACAGAAGAGGCUACCACUGAAGUUACAGUAUCCGAGUCUACUACGGAGGAUUCUACAACUGAAGAAUCUACCACUGAGGUCGCAACAUCCGAGUCUACGACGGAGGAUUCGAUAACAGAGGAGUCCACCACUGAGGUGACAGUAUCCGAGUCCACGACAGAAGAUUCUACAACUGAAGAAUCUACCGCUGAAGUCGCAACAUCCGAGUCUACUACGGAGGAUUCUACAACAGCAGAAUCUACCACUGAGGUCGUAACAUCCGUGUCAACGACGGAAGAUUCUACAACAGAAGAGUCUACCACUGAGGUCGCAACAUCCGAGUCAACGACAAAAGAAUCCACUACAGAAGAAUCUUCCACUGAAGUUUCAGUAACUGACUCAACUACAGAAGAUUCAACAACAGAAGAGUCUACCACUGAGGUCGCAACAUCCGAGUCUACGACGGAAGAUUCUACUACAGAAGAGUCCACCACUGAAGUGACAGUAUCCACUGCAUCUUCAACAUCUGAAGUGCCUACAUCCGAAUCAACAACGGAAGCGUCAACUCAAUCGAUAUCAUUAUCAACGAUUGAAGUAACACCAGAUGAAACGACUUCAAGUUCCUCCACAGAAACAACAACUGCUCUCCCAGUAUCUUCAAGUACGGAGAGAACGCCAGUGUCGGGUGCCGAAAUUGUUACCGGCAUUUCAAAAGCGUUUGAAAAAGUGUCGAGCAUUUUUGAAACAUUAGCCAAAAUAUUUGCAUCGGCCAUUAAGAGCAACUAGAAUGAUAGAAACAUGUUGUUGACUGAAUUGUAAAUUAUUUUUGUAUAUAAAAUUGUAACAACUCGUUUGACUUAAAAUAAUAAACACACACAAGUAUUAAAUAAAAAAACACUCAAGCAAAAGCAAA
Anopheles arabiensis is the source of this 3695-nucleotide messenger RNA. Its product is annotated as flocculation protein FLO11-like. NCBI's taxonomy places the organism in Eukaryota, Metazoa, Arthropoda, Insecta, Diptera, Culicidae. Gene Ontology annotation, cellular component: extracellular region. The transcript has 2 exons. Gene Ontology annotation, molecular function: chitin binding. The coding region runs from base 152 to 3568 and encodes 1138 amino acids. The record is from RefSeq and is a predicted model, not a curated record.